AUGGCCAUUUGCAAAUUCUAUCAGACACGUGACGGUUGCAGGAAUGGCAGUGAGUGUUAUCCCCUCUGUGCCAGCCUUGAAGCCCGGGGGGCCAUACAGCUGAAAUCGGCAUUUCUUACUGACUGUUUGAAUUUCAAAGACAACUGCAGAUUUGAACAUCCUGGUGCCAAUAGUGCUGGCAAUGCCUCACGCAACAGAUUCGCUCCGCUGUCUGGCGGUAGCAAUCGGUUUGGAGGGGGACGCAACCCAGAGUACUUCAUUAGCACAACUGAGUUCACGAAUGACCUCACGGAAGGCAAAGGUCGUCCAAAAUGGCUACUAUCCUCGUGGGGUCCUAGAGAAGGUCCCAGAGGAUUCUUCGAAGACUACAGCCCAGAAGAGGUCAGAUGGCGAUUCUACGAGCUCGCAGCCCAAGGGAAAGAGGGCGAAGCUGAUCAGGAGGCAAUCACUCUGUGGAACAAUGCUGACUCUCAGAUGAGGCAAUUGGCGAGCCGAGUAGAUGAUAUCGGCGACAUGAUGAGAGAAGCAGAGAAACAGCAUCCCAACAGGUGGGACUUCUUGAAGAUGGACGGGACCAAGACGCGUGAACAAGUCAUCAGUGAAGCACAAGGGAUGAAUGCAAACUCUGGAAACUCCCCAUUUGGCUCGACUGGAGCAAGCUCUGGCUUUGGCUCAACCCCGAAUGCUGCAUCCAACCCGUUCUCAAAACCCGCUACGUCAACCUUCGGACAGGCGACCCAACCCUCUAUAUUUGGUGCGGGUUCCUCUACAUUUGGAAAGCCGGCCUUCGGCUCAACUGGCUUUGGAGGCAGUUCUUCGUCUAGCCCCUUCGGUCAGGCAGCUUCAGGCGGUACAUUUGGGCAGCCGUCUCAGCCAACGUCUACAUUUGGAAAACCAUCCCAGCCGGCGUCUACGUUCGGACAGCCGAGUCAGCCUACAUCGACCUUCGGCCAGGCAUCGCAACCAUCUUCGACAUUCGGUCAGCCUUCGCAACCAUCCUCAGCCUUUGGAUCUACCGGCUUCGGGGGCGCUACGCAGAAGAAUCCCUUUGCAGCAGCUUCUGCAUCAAGUGGAUUUGGACAGUCUAAUUUGACAUUCGGGCAAUCCUCUCAACCAACAUCAACCUUCGGGCAUCCAUCCCAGCCUAACUCAACCUUCGGUCAACCUUCACAACCCUCUUCGACAUUUGGACAGCCCUCCCAACCAUCUUCAACAUUCGGACAACCAGCUCAACCCUCUUCGGCUUUUGGUCAGCCAAGCCAGCCGACCCCAACAUUCGGUCAACCUGCGCAACAAGCCUCGCCAUUCGGACAGUCUUCCCAAACGAAUUCGACGUUUGGUAAGCCCACAGCGUUCGGGCAAGCUGCGUCUCCUUUUGGGCAAUCAGGUCAGACCACGUCUAGCUUCGGCCAGCCCUCACAAACAACAUCUACUUUUGGGCAACCCAGUCAGCCAUCAUCUGGCUUUACCCAACCGACAUUUGGAGCGAGUGCCACUCCUUCUUUUGGACAGCCAUCAACACAAGGCAAUGCUUUCGGUGGAAAUACUACACAGCAACAACCAAGUGAUCAAGCCAUGGAAACAAACUCACCCGGCGCAUCACCACGAGCCAUACCACCAGGAAACCAGUUCGCUAAUGCUGCUACGCCAACCUUUACCUCACCAAUGCCGGCCCCGUCGGCCCCGUCUCAACCAGUAGCACCGCCGCCACCACCCAAGGCCAUCGUCAAUACCUCAUCCACUCCGCACCCAUUAACCGGAAAGCCUCCCGCCGCUGUACUAGUCACGCAAUCACUUCCCUUCCAACCGCCUCAGAAAAACAGAGACCAACUGAUAUCCUACCGCGGCCAACGAGUCCAAUACGUCGAUGGUGAGCCAUGCUUUCAACGCCCAGACCGCAAGGGACUUCAAAAAAUCUGGUUCCCUGAUGGAGCCGCCGCUCCUGACGUUGUCGCAUUGAAUCGAGAAGAUAAAUUAGAUGAUCUUCAAGGAUCGCCAGAUGAGUAUACAGAUAGUAUCAAGGAGCAGUAUAAGUAUUUCUUCGACAACGGCAGUUUCCAGCAUGGCAAGAUCCCGCUGGUGCCUCCGAUGCGUGAAUGGGCUGUUUACGACUUUUGA
Molecule: messenger RNA, 2118 nt
Organism: Exophiala aquamarina CBS 119918
Lineage: Eukaryota; Fungi; Ascomycota; Eurotiomycetes; Chaetothyriales; Herpotrichiellaceae
Exons: 2
Coding region: 1-2118 (705 amino acids)
Source: RefSeq, a predicted model, not a curated record